Molecule: messenger RNA, 1563 nt
Organism: Annulohypoxylon maeteangense
Lineage: Eukaryota; Fungi; Ascomycota; Sordariomycetes; Xylariales; Hypoxylaceae
Product: putative FAD synthetase
Exons: 3
Coding region: 448-1290 (280 amino acids)
Biological process (GO): FAD biosynthetic process
Molecular function (GO): FMN adenylyltransferase activity
Source: RefSeq, a predicted model, not a curated record
CUCCAAAACCCCUCCAUCUCUCCUUCUAACGACGGUAAGAAUGGACAAGGGUGCGGUAAAGGGACCCAUAAAUCUCUUGGUCUUACUGUAAGGCGCGGAACCAACGUCGUAUUUAAUACUCAACAUCUAAGCCUCGAUAGCUGAUGACCGCCGACAACGAGGUCCACCUUACUCAUAUAAAUCUUGCUACGAUAAACCAUCGCCGCGCUACCUAUGUCGCCUCCGUCCGACGCGACACCGACAACUCUCUCCUAAACCUACCGAACUUAGAGCAUGGCAACCGGCGCCUCUUGAAUCAUUCCCGUCAUCGGCGUCACAAGGACGCAAACGUGCCAAAAAUAUAACCUAAGCAAGAGUUACAAGGCUUUACGGACCGGGCGGGGUCAUAGAACAUAUCCUAUAGACUUAGAGGAGAACAGUCGAUAAACAUAUAUAACAAGAAAGAACAUGUCUGGCCUUCAAAACGGGUCGAUCCCGCCUCAAACAAACGGCACCCGGCCUAAAGAGUUAGAGACGUUAUGUCGCGAGCUGAAGACCAAAGUCGACACCUUCCUCGACACGCCGACCGAAGACGAAGUCCUCAACUCUGUGAAGAACCAAAUAAUAGUCGCGAGGGGUGUCAUAGACGAGGCAUUGCGACGGUAUAGACCAGAAGAACUCUCGCUCUCCUACAACGGCGGAAAAGACUGUCUAGUCCUGCUAAUCCUAAUCCUCGCCUCCCUCCCCUCCUCCGCGUCCCUGCAAUCCUCAACCACAACCACCACCACCACCACCACCCCCCUAACAACCCCUCCCCCGCCCUUCCCACAAAGUCUCCAAGCGCUAUACAUCCGGCCACACCUCCCCUUCGUCGAAGUCGACGACUUCGUCGCCGCGACAUCGACGACGUACCACCUGGACCUGACGACAGCGAACCAGGCGAUGAAGCCCGCGCUGACGACAUAUCUGCGCGAACGCCCCGAGGUCAAGGCCGUGUUCGUUGGAACCCGUCGCACAGACCCCCACGGCGCGGCGCUGACGUUCUUCGAUGAGACGGAUGCGGAUUGGCCGCGCUUCAUGCGCGUCCAUCCCGUUAUUGAUUGGCAUUAUCGGGAGGUUUGGGGGUUCAUACGCGCCCUGGGAAUCCCGUACUGCCCGCUUUACGACAAGGGAUAUACGUCGCUAGGAGGCAUAGACGAUACGCAUCCGAACCCGGCGUUGAAAGGGGGGAGUAAAGCGGAUGGAGGGCAGUUCAGGCCCGCGUACGAGUUGACGGAGGAUAGGGAGGAGCGACUGGGUAGGGAUCGAUAGUGCAUUGCACUUUUCUUGAGGAAUUAGUCUUGGAUUAGAGGUGCGGUGCGUGGACUGCACGGAGACGACGGUAUGUAAGCAUUAAGCGGGCUUUGGCUAUGGGACAUCAUGUUGGAAAUUAACCAACUCCUGACAUCACAGGGCACGGAAAUGCUCGAAUCUCAACUUAUCGCAAGGGUCGGAUAGAGGUUUGGUAGGCCUUUGAGGUUACCUAGGUACAUAUAUAUUUUCCUUGCCUCUCUGGGGUUAUAUCGAAUAGACAUUAUUACAUUA